Molecule: messenger RNA, 5035 nt
Organism: Candoia aspera
Lineage: Eukaryota; Metazoa; Chordata; Lepidosauria; Squamata; Candoiidae
Product: solute carrier family 22 member 13-like
Exons: 10
Coding region: 129-1775 (548 amino acids)
Biological process (GO): transmembrane transport
Cellular component (GO): membrane
Molecular function (GO): transmembrane transporter activity
Source: RefSeq, a predicted model, not a curated record
CUGCACCUCACCGAGUGCCAUGUCAAAGUUUAUUCUGAGUUUAACCAUUAAUCCCAGAGGCUAUUGAAGAGGGCUAUUUGGACAGACAGAUUACAGUAAGCAGCGAGAAAGACAGAAAGAAAACAGCUAUGACAGACGUUGGGGAAAUCAUCAAAGCUCUCAAUGAUUUUGGCCGGUUCCAGCAUUGGCUGGUGCUGAUGAUCACUCUGAUCACACCCAUUACUGGUUUUCAUGUCUUCAGCCAAUUAUUCAUGGUAAUUCCGGUGUCUCAUCACUGCAACACGAGCUGGUUGGACACCAUCAGCUUGAACUUGACCGGAGAGGAGCGUCUGAAUUUGACCAUUCCCCGAAAACCUGAUGGGACCUUAGAACAAUGUCUCAUGUAUACCCCUGUGGACAGCAACCUAGAGACCAUCCUGCAGUCUAGAUUGACUUCAACAGAGAAGUGCCAAGAUGGAUGGGUCUAUCCUUCCAAGCCAGAACCAUCUCUGGUUACCCAGUUUAACCUCGUAUGUGACAGGAAGGAUUUAAUUGAUAUCUCACAGUCCAUCUUCAUGUCGGGCCUUCUCGUUGGAGCAGUGGUAUUGGGACCGUUCAGUGACUGGUGCGGCCGACGACCCGUUGCCUUGUUAUCUCUGUUCCUCCAAGGAGUGUCCGGAGUUGCAGCAGCUUUUGCCCCCAGUUUUUACCUCUAUUGUGCCCUCCGAUUUCUGCUGGGGACUGGUCUUUCUGGAAUCAUCAUAAGCAGCGUAGCUCUGUGCACUGAGUGGGUUGGAGUUGCCUAUCGUCCACACACCAUUAUCGCCAGUCACGUGACCUUUGCUUUGGGACAGAUGAUCCUGGCUGGCUUAGCUUAUGGCCUUCGGGACUGGCGGCACCUUCAGAUUGCUGGCUCUGCCCCAGUUUUUUUUUUUCUCUUCUACAUAUGGGUGCUUCCUGAGUCUGCUCGGUGGCUUGUGACGAAAGGGAAAAUAGAGGAAGCUAAAAAGCUUCUCCAAAAAGCAGCGUCUGUGAACAAGCGAACCAUUCCUCCGAAACUCUUAGAGCAGCUGAAACCUGAAAAGAAAGCCAAAUCUGCAACAGUUUUGGAUCUCCUCAGAAAUCCCCAUUUAGCAAAGGUGACUCUCAUAAUUUCCUCAAUCUGGUUUGUCAAUAGUUUGGCCUACUAUGGAUUGAGCCUGAAUGUUGGUAGCUUCGGCCUGAAUAUCUACCUGACACAAGUCAUCUUUGGGGCUGUGGAAAUCCCAGCCCGGAUCUUGUGCAUCUUCCUUAUGGAGUGGCUGGGGAGGAAGAAAUGUCAAUCUUUUUGUCUCUUCCUUGGGGGAACCUUUUCUCUUCUGAUCACCGCCAUUCCCAAAGAUUUGCCUGUGGUAAUCGCAACAUUAGCUAUCCUUGGAAAGUUCACCAUGGCAGCAUCAUUUUCAACAUCCUAUGUGUUUUCUGCAGAGCUGUUCCCAACUAUUGUCCGGCAGACUGGGCUUGGAGUAUGCCAGAUGACAGCCAGGGUGGCUGGAAUAAUCUCCCCACUGGUCGGUCUCCUGGGGAGAUAUCACACCUCCUUCCCCGUGGUGAUCUUUGGAAGUGCAGCGGUCCUUGGCGGAAUAAUUUCUCUCCUUCUUCCAGAGACACUUGGCAAGGAACUUCCUGAUCAUGUGGAUGAACUGGCCAACAACCCAAGGAAGAGCAAGGCAGCCAAUGGAAGCGUGGAAAAUGGAUGCGCAAAACCAAAUAAAGACAAUUGCAUUAGUGAAAAGAUAACAACCACACGUUUCUAAGCGUGCCAGGACUGAUCCAGCACGUCAGGGAUAAAGAUUGGAGAAAAAUUGGCAGAUUUCUCUGCUCACAGUACAGAGUGGGUAAAAAACAGUGGGCUUGGUUAGAGAGCGACUGCCUUUCUCACAUUAAGCUAGUGCUUCCCAAACGUUUUCCUUCAUUACCCCCAAAAUGGUCGUAACUCGAGGACUACCUGUAUUAUAAAAACAAUAUCACUGAAUGACCUUUAUGUCAUUUCAACAAAUUACCAUUGGUAAUGUCAUGGAGCUUCGUCUUAAUAGGAAUACUUUGGGAGAUUUUUGAAUAUAUUUUGGUAUGUGUGGCAAUCUUUAAGUCAAUUUAAAUGUCUCUGUUGUGAUGGGUAAUGGGUUCAUGUGUCAUUACCCGAAGAAAAACCACUUUUACCCAAUUUUGGGUCAUUUACCCAGGUUUGGGAAAGCACUGCAUUAGGCUAAAACAUAACAUGGUUUGUGUGGUUUGGCUUAGUGUGUUCCAUGAACCUAACCUGUGUAGACUGUAAGUUGUGGCUUAGGCCAUGCAGUGAUGGAUAAAGCCAGUCAAUGUUGGUUUAGUCAAAAAAACAUAGUUUAGCAUAUUGUGUGCACCAGGUCAUUGAAUACACCAAUUGCAUUCAGUGGGACUUCUUUUGCUAAUAAUGAUUAAUCUAUCCUAUUGGACCUAUUCUUAAUGUGGGGCCAACUCACUGAUGUGGUUUAAAGCUUUGUUUUUAGUUCAUUAGGACUGUUAGUUAGUUAGUUAGUUAGUUAGUUAGUUUUUUUAAGGAAAUCAGUUUAAACUCUGUUUGGUUAGUUUAGAAUUCAGUGAGUUAACUCUGUAACAACACUCAAGCAGAGAGAAAAAAACAAAUUAGAAUUAAGUCUAUCCCAUUUAGAGAGCUGUGCAAAUACAGCCAGUGAUUCUCUAGGAUUCUGAAACCCUUUCUAUCUUGGAGACUUAAUCUGGUGCCUUGGCAUGGGAUGCAUCUACUCUACUUUUAAAGUCUGUACCACAUGAAACCCAAAUAUGCAAUUAGCAAUUGCAUGGUUGUUUUUUUAAAGGAAAUUGCAAGUGAGGACCUCUCCUUCUGGAGUGGGACCAAGGGCUUUAACUUUGCCCUCUCCCCCCAGAAGAUCUCAGUCCAAAUUGUCACCAUUCCAUACCAACAGUUUACUUUUUGUCCCUGUCUUUGGUUUGGGAGAAGUAUGGAAACUUUUUUUUAAGGAAGAGGUUGUUUGUGCUCUUGAGUUGCUGUUCUUCAGGUCUGCCACACCCAGAUCUCUGGAAGUUCUUUGAUUCUCAGGUGUCUGCAUGUCAGCAACAACAAAAAAUACCGUGCCUUACUACUACACACAGAUAAGGCUUUCUCUGAAAAAAAGAGCAUUUCUUCAAAAAGAAAGGUUGGUGGUGAGUGCCAACAAAAAUGAAGCCAAGAAAUGCAGAUAAGGAGAAGAGGAAGAGGAGGAGGAGGAGGAGUGGGGAGUAUCUCAGGGAAGAAAUAUCAAAUCAAAUCAAAACAAUGUAGAAAAAUUGCCAAGCUAAGGGGGCAACCCACAUAAAAAGCAGCCCAUGGAAAAUUGAACAUGCUCAGUAGCUGCCAAUUAAAACAGCAGAUGGACAAGAAGGAGAUGUAUACAACGGGGCUGGGAAUCCUCAGGCGAUGGUCUUGAGUGUUACAAUAAAAGUAUUAUAAGUAUACAAUUGUGUUGAUUGUCAACUGCGAAUUGCUAAGUCAGCAUGACAUUUGUAAUACAUCCUGAAGGAUAUUAUUGGCAAUAUAAGGACAACUCAUAACCAGUGAGGGGCCACAGAUAGCUCUUGCAGACUUCCUGUGUGAUCUGGAUGGAGCUUAUUUUUCAUUCAGUUCUCCCCAUGCACAUAUCAUUGCCACAGCUUUGACCACCACCACUGUGCGCCUACCACAGUGAGGCUUCUGAGAACUUGCCAACCUGUUGCUGGAUCAGGAUUACAUGGUGAUGAGUUAGAUUCAUGCUGAGAUCAAAAUCUGGGCUGGGUCCCUUUGGAGUCAUUGUCCGUCUUUCCAUAGGCCAAUAUACAUGGUAUUGAAAAGAAUGUCCCGCAAUUACUUUUUGAACUGAUCCCAAUGAGAAGGACUGGCUGUACCAUGAAAAGUGCUUGUGAAUCACAUCUCAGCCUAUUUAGAAGAACAUCAAAAGCUUUUGAGAAGUUCAACAGAAUCAAUAGGGUCAUAUGUUCUCAAUGCAGUUAAUAAUGUAGGUUGUCCACCAAGGCAAACUAGCAGUCACUGUCCCAUAACUGGGCCUGAAGCCAGACUGAAAUGAAUCCAUGAUAAGCAGAGGCUGCUGCAACUGAGAUGCUACUGCACAUCUCAACAUUUUGCCAAUUAUGGAACGUUGGAUAAAUUAAUAUAAUGGGCUUCAGAGACUAUCCUUUUUAGGGCAGUUGGAAUCACACCAUGGGGCUGAGAGGAUUUCAUGUCACAUCUUCAGCAAGUCACAUCCAGAUUCUUGCAUAUACCAAAGAAGGCAAGGUGAAGCACUAGAGGUUAGGUCUUACCUUACCAAGAAUCUCUCUGCACCCUUGGGCUGUACAAAUGGAAUAAUAUUCAGUAUAUCUGGGCAAGGCGGGCCCAACAUUACAUCAGUUGGACUUGGAACUUAUUAUGAUACCCAAGUUGGCAUGGAUGUGAUGCAAGCAAUUUUAUCUACAAAACAUCAUGCAUGUUGAUCACGAAAAAUGAUUUAAAUGCUCUCCAUUUUCUUCACGUGGACCAUUGUCUGCUUGAAAAUGCUCAGCUAGAUGACUCUGUACUUAUUGCUGAUGGUGAAUCUUUGCUUUGUUGCCAUCUGAACUAUUGCUUUGGCAUUCAAGUGGGCUUUGAAUUGUGUCCCAAGGAUUUGCCCAGCUAAUCAUGGUGGCCAGAAGACCAAGUGGGAGGGUUUUCAGUGACUUGGUAGUCUUUUGGUUGCCUAGCCCUGCUCUAGGAGGCAGAAGAGUGAACCCACCCUUCCUAGAUGCCCUCAGGAACACCACACUGACUGUUUGACCAAGAUGGCCUGUUCUUCUCCUUUUCUCGAGUGCCUGAGCUAAUAGUUCCAAACCUCAGGCAGCCUCCAUUUACGCCCCAGCUCCAGAUACCAGGCCAUUCCUACGUGAGUUUCUUUUAGGACUGAUGAAGAAGAAUAAACCAUGGUGUUGAGAAGCACCUUCUCUCAGAAGCUAUGGAUUUGUCUUGUCUCUCCAUUGGUUUGCCAGGAAUAUAGAGGCAGCUCUGCUUCUCUGA